UGUAGCUCUGCUAAAGGCAGCCUUUUACCUCAGGAGACUGCUUGGAUUUUGCAGACGAAAAAAUCUGAGGUCUUUAGUCAGCAUGAAGAAUUUUGUUCUAUUUGGUUUUUCUUUAGUUUUAGUUUGCAUUACACUGACAAAUGCUAUAUUACCUUACAAACAAGUAUUACAGCACAGCAGGAUCAGAGGCAGACAGCAUGGCCCCAAUGUAUGUGCUAUGCAACAAGUAACAGGAUCCAACAAGAAGUACUUCACCAACUGCAAACAGUGGUACCAUCGGAAAAUUUGUGGCAAACCAACGGUUAUAAGAUAUGAAUGCUGCCCGGGGUACUCAAAGGCACAUGGUGAAAAAGGAUGCCCUGUUGCUUUACCAAUUGAUAAUAUCUACAACACCCUGGGAAAUGUUGGAUCUAGUGCCACUCAAAUGUAUUCUGAACGUGCCAAACUCAGAGCAGAAAUCGAAGGACCUGGAACUUUCACAAUGUUUGCCCCCAGUAAUGAAGCCUGGGCUGCUCUGCCUCAAGAAAUUAUUGAUGCUCUUGUAAGCAAUGUCAACAUUGAGUUGCUCAACGCCCUACAUUACCAUAUGAUUGACAGGCGCAUUCUCACAGAUGAACUGAGGCAUGGUGUGACAUUGCCUUCAAUGUACCAAGAUUUAAAUAUAUUCAUACACCACUAUCCCAAUGGCAUUGUUACAGUCAACUGCGCUCGAAUAAUGAAGGCAGACCAUCUUGCAACUAAUGGUGUUGUGCAUGUCAUUGACAAAGUCAUCACAGCUUUUACAAAUACCAUUCAGGAUACUCUUGAAGUUGAUGAUAACUUUCAACAGCUUAGAGCUGCGGUGGCUGCUGCGGGUCUUGAGGAAAUGCUUAGCCAAGAAGGAGAGUACACACUCUUGGCUCCUACUGAUGCUGCAUUCAGCAAGAUACCACCUGCCACUCUGAACAGAAUCUUAGGAGAUCCAGAGGCUUUGAAAUCUCUGCUGAAUUAUCAUAUUUUGAGAAAAAUACAAUGUGCAGAAGCCAUCAUCUCAGGCGCGCCCAUGGAAACCUUGGAGGGCUCGUCAUUGGAGGUAGGCUGUGAUGGUAACAGCCUUACAAUCAAUGGCAAGAACAUCAUUACCAACAAGGACUUACUAACAACAAAUGGGGUCAUUCAUACGAUUGAUGAACUAUUGAUCCCCGAUUCUGCUAAGACCCUUCUAGAGUUGACUGAAAAGCCUGGUGUUACCAAGAUUGGUGACCUCUUCAAACAAGCUGGUCUGACCUCCCAUUUAGAAGGAAAAGAAUCUUUAACGCUACUUGCUCCUCAGGAUGUGGCACUCACAGAGUUGUCACCAGUUAUAAAUGAAGAUCUGAGGAACCUACUGCUAAGCCACAUUGUGAAAGAUCAGCUCUCCUCCAAAUAUCUGUACCAUGGGCAGACUCUUGAAACCUUGAGUGGAAAAAAACUGAGGGUCUUUGUGUACCGUAAUGCUUUAUGUGUUGAAAACUCAUGUAUUGCUGCACAUGACAGAAGAGGGAGAUAUGGUUCAAUGAUGAUAAUGGACAAGAUACUGACUCCUCCUGUUGGAACAAUUAUGGACAUUCUAAAAGCUGAUGAUCGCUUCAGUAUGUUGGUGGGGGCCAUCCAGACGGCAGGGCUGACUGAAACUCUCAACAGACCUGGCGUAUUCACAGUCUUUGCACCAACCAAUGAAGCUAUCCUCGCUCUACCUAACAGGGAACAGAACAGAAUGAUUGGUGAUCCCAGUUUGCUGAAGUACCACAUCGCUGAACAAAUCUUGGUUAGUGGUGGUGCUGCCAGCCAGAUUGUGCUAUUGAAAUCCCUGCAAGGUGCUAAACUGGAAGUGGGAACAAAAAGACAAGUUAUCCAUGUAAAUAAAGUCCCAGUUAUAGAUUCCGACCUGAUGGCAACUAAUGGUGUGAUCCAUGCUAUUAACAAGGUCUUGCAGCCCUCUGCUGUGAGACAAUCAGAAAGCCGAAGUGGCAUGGAGAUCAGCAGUGAAGAUAUCCUUCGCUUUGGAGUCAGUCCGGCUAAGGUUCCAAGCCCUAGGAUACGGAAAGUUACCAGACGUGCUUUUCUGAAGAAGAGCAAGUAAUAGGAAGGUGAAAAGCAGCCAGUAGAUCAUUACAAGAACCUAUCAGGAACUCUGAAUUCUGUGACAGAUUUUUCUCACUUGAAUGUUUAUAUUCUAUAGCAUGUCAUUUCAUCACUCUGAUGUCAUAUUGCUUGCUCAUUUGUACAUUUUCUGGAUUAGGAUUGAAAUUGGAGUGUUACUUUUUUAUGUCACUCGAGACUGCAUUUUGCAUUCUUAUUAAUGGGAAGGGGGGGUGGGGGGGAAUGGAUUCUAGCUUGAAGCUACAGCUAGUCUACCAGUGAAGUUUGCAGAUCUGAAACACAGAACAUGCAUGUAUAUGUAUGUGUGCAUGUUAGUGUUUGUAUGCAUAAGUAUAUGUGUGCCUGUUCACAUGAGUGUGUAAGUGCUGUGCACGUGUGUGCAUAUUCGUGCACAUCUGAAUUGUGUGUGUAUUGCAUGUGUACUUGUGUGACAUUGUAUAUUUGUAUUUGAGUCAAUGCAUGCCCAUGCAUGUACCAUUCAGAAGCAUGUUUCUGUGGAUGCGUCUUGGUUUCUGGAUUGCUUAUUAUGAAUAUAACCUGACAUUUACCUGAAAAGAAAUAUUAUUUGCAGUACCACAUGUAUUUGUUUCUAUAUCGUUUUUAGUUUUGUUUUCUUAUAUUAGACACAUGCUAGUUUGUGUUUAUAGACCCGAAUGUUUCAUAUUGGUGUUAAGAUAUUUGCAUGUCACAAGCUGCAGUCUGGUUUUGUGCUAUUUCACUUAGACUUUGGUAAGGGUCAAAUAUAUAUAUAUAUAUAUAUAUAAUAUUUCCAAAUAUGUUGGAAAUCUUUUUUUAAUAGUCUAUUUAUCUUAGAAAUUUCUUCUGUAAUAUUUUCAUAAAAAUUAAUUUCUCUGAAGCAAUUUGCAGCUACAAUAAAAUGUUCAUUUUUUA
Molecule: messenger RNA, 3012 nt
Organism: Carcharodon carcharias (great white shark)
Lineage: Eukaryota; Metazoa; Chordata; Chondrichthyes; Lamniformes; Lamnidae
Gene: tgfbi
Product: transforming growth factor, beta-induced
Exons: 17
Coding region: 83-2101 (672 amino acids)
Biological process (GO): cell adhesion; extracellular matrix organization
Cellular component (GO): extracellular matrix
Molecular function (GO): cell adhesion molecule binding
Source: RefSeq, a predicted model, not a curated record